Messenger RNA from Stegodyphus dumicola, 4411 nucleotides. It is a transcript of the gene Patr-1, whose product is annotated as Protein associated with topo II related - 1. Gene Ontology annotation, cellular component: P-body. The record is from RefSeq and is a predicted model, not a curated record. NCBI's taxonomy places the organism in Eukaryota, Metazoa, Arthropoda, Arachnida, Araneae, Eresidae. Gene Ontology annotation, biological process: P-body assembly; deadenylation-dependent decapping of nuclear-transcribed mRNA. Gene Ontology annotation, molecular function: RNA binding.
AUGAAUUUGGUGGUAUUCCUUCAAAAUCAUGUGAAUUUGUUUAGUUCUGUGCGCAUUUUUGCACAUUAGAGGGUUUAUGCUUUAGGUAUUAUGAAGAGUGGUGUAUAACAUAUACGGUGUUUUGUAAAGAAUACGAAUUUUUUUCAUUUUAAGUAAUUGGUUCUUGAGUAUAUGUGAUUUGUUUUAUUUUUGUGACUUAGGCCUAGUUGACCACGUAAAAGAUAAAAUAUUGUGUCUCUUAGUGAUAUAUAAGGUUAGAUUUAUUAGGUACUCCAUGCUAAUGAAGCUGCUUCAAAAAAACGCAACAGAGACAUUUGCUGAAGUGUUUGACGUCGUGACCUAACCUUGACUGUUUCGCAAUGGCUGAUAACUUUUUUGGUUUCGAUACGGAAUUUCCAUCAGGAACAAAUGUACUUGGGAGACAAGUAGUUCAAGAUGUAUUGCUUACUGGGGAUGUUGAGGAAGAAUAUGAUGCAUUAAAUGAUGAAACAUUUGGCCAGGCUGCAAAUGAUGACUGGGAAGAAGCUCAUGAAAAGUUAUCUGAAUUAAUAAAAAAGAAUAAAUUAGUACCACAUUCAGUUUUUAAUGACACUCUUCUUGAAAAUGAUGAAAGUCAAGAUGAAAUUGUUUCAAAAAGCAUAUCUCAGUUGGGCUUGGAAGAUGACUUAGAUGAUCCUGCUAUCAUGACAGUUGCUCGGAAUUGCCAUUUAUCGUCCCGUCUAGGCUCAGUUUUUGGUCCUUCUCCUCCUCCCCCUGCUAUUUUAGAGACAGAAAUUUGUGGCUCUCCGAAAACUCGUUCUAUAUGGAGCACAACACCUAAAGAUAGUGGAAUUUCAUCAAUUUUGCAGUCACUUAGUAGUUCUAGUAGCCUUUCUCAUUUGGAUUCAUCCACAGCACUGAAUUCAAGCAGUGAUAGUGUUUUUUCUAUUCCCUGUAAAGCAUGGCGAGCAGAAGAGUUGGAAAGGAAUUUAUUAGCAUCUUCAAAUCCAGAGCGUGUUCAAGCACCUCCUGGCAGUAAAUGGCCUCAAGUCUCUCAGUUAAAUAGUGUUAAUCAUCAGAACUUUACCAAUCAUGUUGUAACAUCGUCACAGUUUCCUACUUUGAACCAGAACCAAAACAAAAGUAAUAAAGAUAGAAUGUUGACGAGGGAGGAAGUUGAGAGGCAUAUGCAUUCUGAUCGAAGGCUUAAUUUCCCUCCAAACGUGUUUAAUCAUCUUGGACUUAAUUCACCUCUAAUGCGGCCAAAUAUGAUGUCUCCUAUAGGAACUGCUAAUAGUAAUGGUUUAGGUGGAGUUUCAGAUUCUCAUCUUAGAUCUUUGAAAAGGCCAAUGCUUGAGAAUGUUAAAGUUGACGCACCAUUCCUGCAGUAUCCAAUUCCCAGAAUGGGUCAACUGCCAUUAAGGGGUCCUCCAUUGCCAAAUCUAUCACCGAGAUUUACUCCUCCAAAUGUAAAUUUAACUGCAACGACGCUUCAUAAUUUUCCAAGAGCUGUUCCACAUCCUCUCAUGUAUAAAUAUCCUGCCGUUGUAAAUGGAAGAUAUCCUAAUAAUGUAAGAUUAUUACCAUGGCAAGAUGAUGAGAGCCAGCAUAUCAUUGCAUCGUAUAAUAAAUACGGUGAUGGUUCUCAUGCUGUUGAUAAUCAAACGGAAGAUGAAUAUGCUGGAUUGAUGACUCAAAAAGAGAAAGAAUGGCUUGUGAAAAUCCAAAUGUUACUCUUAAAAUUUGAAAAUCCUUAUGUAGAAGAUUAUUAUUACACUACACAGUUAACAAGGAAGUGUAAGAAAAAAUAUUCUGAAACUGCAACAAAAGGUGGGGGUGAUGCUCCAGAACUCAUUCUGCCUGAAACAACUAAGCAUGAAAGCAAAACAUAUGUUCCCACUCAAUUUGAGGGAUCUUUGGGAAAGCUCCAGGCUGUUAGUGUGAACUUUCCGAGAAGAGUAUUGGAUAUAAAAGUUGCUCGUCCUCUGGAAGAUGAUGAAGGGAGAGUCGUUACCAAUCAGAGUCUUAUGAGGUAUCGACGCCUGUUGUUGGACAUUGAAAAGCUUUAUAGCCAUCUUUUGGACAUUGAAGAUGAAGAAAGGAGAAUCCUUGCUAAACCAGAUAAUGAGAGCGAACCACAUAGGAAGACCAUAGAAAAAUUAACCAAAAACAUAUUUAAUGGCUUAUUUUGUGAUAACUCUACAGGUGAUAGUUUUUCAAGCAUUGCUAUGAUACGUAAAGGUCGAUCCUUAAUCAUGAGAGCUUUUAAAAUAUUUAACAAGGAACAACAACUUCAUUGUUUGAUUGCCCUGUUUCGAUAUUUGCCACUGGUUUUAAAGAAAGAUCAGAAUGAUCAUGUAUUAGAACAGCACUGCAAAAUGAUAUGUGAUACUAUCCAAGAACUAUCAAUAUCAGAUAUGGUACUUAUUGGUGAAGCCUUAAAAAAUGGUGCAUCCUCAGAACCACCUUCUGGUAGUGGUAAAGAGAAGAGCAAUUUUAUAACUGCAUUAAAAAAUAAGUUUGGGUCAUCUGUGAUUUGCAGCUUGUUAUUGAGAGCAGAAAAUUUGUAUUCAGGAUUUGAACUAUUUGAAACAGAUAUUGAAGCCAGAUGGGCAAAAGUUGUGAUACAUUUAGUGGACUGCCUUUGCAGUGUUACAGAUUCUUCAUUAUCACCUCCAGAAACUCCGUGCAGUGGUUUGAUAGUGCAUUUUCAGAGGUUUGCUGUAGACAGAGAUAAAUUUGAAGUACUUAAAGAAAAAUUAGCAGUUUUCGAGGGAGAUUUAAAAAAUGACGCAGAAUUGGACUCAGGUGUUUGAUAAAAUAGUGUAUAGAUCACAAAGAGUGAACAUUUAGAAUACUUUGCAAUCAGACAAGGGAACUGUAGAAGCCACUUAUUUUCAAAGUGUUUUCUUUAGUCUGAUUGAACAAAUCGCUGUGAUUCUUUUGCCUCAUAUUUCUUGCACCUAUUGUUACAUUAAUGUAAAAUACCAGUCAUUCAUGAAGGUUUUUUUAAUUGUGAAACUGCUGCUGUAAGAUGUACACCUUUGAUUAAAUUUGUUGAAUGUUAGUAAAAUUGUAAUUUUCAGGUGUAAAAAAUAUAAGCUAUUAAUAAAUUAAAUGCUGUAAAGUAUUCUCACUUAAAGCAUCAAGUGUUAUACAAUUUUGUAUUGAAAUAUUGUUAUAUUUUGUGUAUUUUUGCAUUGUAAACACUAAUUUUAAAGGUGUACUCUUGCUAAAACUGCCAUACACAAAUGUCAAACUAUAAGCAUGUUACCCAUGAAGGUGAUUUUAAAAAUUGUGUUAACACUUAUUUAGCCAUAUUUGUGGGUCUCAUGCUUCAGUAAAUGUGCAUGAAAUAUUUUCACUCUGCCAAAGAAACUAAGUAUGUGAAAAAUAACCUGUCUUUCAUAAAUAAGAAAUAAUCUAUACUUCCGUAUUGCCAUGUUAUUUUGCUAAUGAUUUAAAGUAAUUUUGGCAGAAAAUAAUUUGUUUCCUUAAUAAGUUAUCACCUUUGCAACAAGAUGCUGCAAGGAAAAAUUAAUUUAUGCUGAAUGCAUGUCUAGUGCAUAUAAUAAAUUAAAAUUAAAUUGUGAGUUUUGAUGCUGCAAUGAAAAAAUAAGAUAAAUUUCAUUUGUUUACUUAUAACUUUAUAAAGAAAGAUUUAAAAAUAUGUUCUAAAUGUUAUCUUUCUAUUAGAGCUUUUACAUCUUUUAUUUCCAGUAAAUAAAAAAUUCAAGUGUUGCCAGUCAUAGUUAAGAAUUUGCUAAUAUUUCCAACAUGUUCAGUUUUAUUAGCAUUGUAUUUUCUUGUUUGUUGCUGGUGUGUGCAACAUAUAAUUAUUUUAACCUAAUUUAGUGCUUACCAUUUGUUUCAUACCUUUGAUAGAUAUUUAGUUUUUUUUUUUUUUUUAAUUUUAUUUUUACGAGAAAAAUGUAAAUUUGUUUUGAAUUUGACUUAGAUUCUUUAAUCUUUUCCUGUGAGUUAAAAAACAACAACAAAGUUUUCCUAUUCUAAAGCAGUUGGGCAAAAUAAAUGAAAAAGAAUGCCUUACAUAAUUUGCCUGUAGAAAAGAUAAAUAAGAAAGAAUUUAAAAAAAAAGCUUUUAUAGCAAAUGACAAUUUUGUGUUAUGUUUAUUAGUAAUUAUUUUCUGAAAGAUAAUGCAUGCUCUAAAGUAUAUAAAUUUUUUAGUUGAAAUUACUGCUACUUGGCAGAUUGGUUCUUUCUUUAUGCAAAACAAAUUUUUGUUGAUAAUUGUUUUUGUAAUAUAUGUUGAAUUUUUUCAUGAAAUUAUUAUUCAAUAUCAGCUUAUGUACAAACUAGUUUGCUUUAAAUAUUGUGUUAGCAAAAAAAAAAAAUUUUUUUUCAAGAAUUGUAACAAAAAUGAACUAGAUCAGUUUUAUUUUAACUAAAUAAAUUUUUUAUUUCUAUUUA